Molecule: messenger RNA, 1922 nt
Organism: Cyprinus carpio (common carp)
Lineage: Eukaryota; Metazoa; Chordata; Actinopteri; Cypriniformes; Cyprinidae
Product: ribose-5-phosphate isomerase-like
Biological process (GO): pentose-phosphate shunt, non-oxidative branch; D-ribose metabolic process
Cellular component (GO): intracellular membrane-bounded organelle
Molecular function (GO): ribose-5-phosphate isomerase activity
Source: RefSeq, a predicted model, not a curated record
CGGAAUCCACUGUACGCUGCUCUGCCGUUGGGUCCAACAACACUGUUACGAAAACACCUGACUAGUACUUAUCUGACAGCUGAUGUGUUGAGCGUCCUGUUCAGGCUCUGUUCAGUCCAGCUUCUGUAAUAUGCCUCUGCUCGUGCACAUGUGUUAUUGAGGCACGUAUCUCGUAGUAUUGGUCGUGAAGGCGCUAUGUGAUGAGGCCGCGGAGGAGGUGGGUUGAGUCUGCGGUGAUCAGCAGCAGAUAUCUCCUCCUCUCUCCGCCGGGGAAACAACACGUGUGUCGCGGCACCACGGCACUCUCAUGGCUGAAGAGGCCAAAAAACUGGCAGCUCAUGCUGCUGUGGACAACCACAUACAGAAUAAUCAGGUAGUUGGAGUGGGCAGUGGCUCAACUAUCGUCUAUGCUGUGGACAGGCUGGCUGAGAGGGUCAGACAGGAGAAGCUGAAUAUCGUAUGUGUUCCCACGUCUUUCCAGGCCCGUCAGCUGAUUCUGCAGCACGGUCUCACUUUGUCUGAUUUAGACCGGCAUCCUGAGCUGGAUGUUGCAAUUGAUGGAGCUGAUGAGGUUGAUGCUGCUUUGACGCUGAUUAAAGGAGGAGGAGGAUGCUUAACCCAGGAGAAGAUUGUAGCUGGUUGUGCCAAACACUUCAUUGUCAUUGCAGACUAUAGAAAGGACUCGAAGGCCCUGGGGCAGCAGUGGAAGAAAGGUGUGCCGGUGGAGGUCAUUCCCAUGGCGUAUGUGCCUGUGUCCAGAGCCAUUGCCCGGCGCUUUGGAGGAGAGGCUGUGCUGAGGAUGGCAGUCAGUAAAGCUGGUCCAGUGGUUACUGAUAACAGUAACUUCAUCCUGGAUUGGAAGUUUGAGCAUGCACAGAACUGGAAAGAAGUCAACACAGCCAUCAAGAUGAUCCCAGGUGUGGUUGAGACAGGUUUGUUUGUGGGGAUGGCUGAGAGGGUGUACUUCGGUUUGGAGGACGGGAGUGUCAAGACUAGAGACCCUCCCAUCAACUAAGAAGAUCUUCCUCUGCUUUUGCGAUAGACCAGCCUGCUCACCUCAAGUGCCGUUCAAAUACACAGACUCUGGCAGCUCUUUCUCUACAGGUUAUUUUAUUUUCUGUUCCAGAAACCUUCAGACGUCUGAUCAGUACCUCUCAUGAAAUAUGGAUUUUCACACAACAAUGCAACAUUAGAUCCUCAGACCUUUCAGAUGUACCUGUUUUUCCUCUCAUACGCUCUGUCUGGACAGUUCUGUUUAUGUUGGGCUGGAGUCUACAGACACUGUCCAUACGGUACAUCUACAGUGUCAGUUUGCCUUCUGUGCUUCUUUACGUAGCCAUGAAUGUUGUCUUGCAUGGGCGUCUGUACAAAUCUAUGAAUAUUGUGGCUUGCGUCUGUGCCUCCAUAAUCUUUAGUAUAGUGUCUUUGAGUUUGCAUGAUCAUGUUGAAUCUGUUUUGUUGACUGAUUAUGACAGAUUUCCUCAGACGCUCCAACGUGAAACCUCAAGCAAAACGAGCGGCCUUUGCCAGCACACAGCGGUUAGUUUAGUUCAGUGAUCAAUCAUUUCAGAGGAUUCUGCCCCUGGGUAAAAUGCACUAUUUGAAGUUGUGAAAUGCCACUCGGCUUUUGAUAUUGAUUUUGUUUUUGUAUAAUUUUGGCCUGUGGCCACGAACACAGUGUUGUUGAGGGAUGAAAGCAGCAGUGAGUUGGUGGCACAGCUGAAAGCCUUAUCUUCUGUACAUGUAUUGAUCGUUCAGUUCCUUAAAUGAAAACCCUUCACAGAGAUCACUGUGAUUUUUGGGUAUGGUACUACUUAAAACACCAGCAUGUUUUACUCUACCAAUUUUACUGUGAUACUGAGGUUUUCAGAGGUUAUGUUCUAGACUGAAAAUCAAUAUUAAAACCAGACCAAUCAACUAAA